UGUAUCGGAAAUGUGUGUGUUCUACUAACAGUUGUGUCUGAAUUACAGUUUUGAGUGACUUAAUUUUAAAGACAAUGUUACUUUUUAAAUACGUUAAAAAAUAGAACUCCACACUAUUUACCAUGGAAAAAAGCUUGGAGUCAGGCGGUGGAAAAGAAGAUAAACAAAUAAACACAAUGGAAGGAGAACAAUCACGAUUACAAGAAGGGGCCCGGAGUUCGUCUUCAAAAACGGCUCGGACGUAUGAAAAACUUGCUGGAACCGUAGAUCAAGGAAGAGAAUAUGAACAAAUAAUGUGUGCAUUCUAUGCUUUAAAGUUAAUUGCAAACGACGAAGUUGAGGAUUUCGAAAUGACUACGAAUCAACAAGGUUUCGGAACUUUCGAUGAUAUAGUUCUUAAAGUGACAUUCAAAGACAAAAAAGAACGCACUUUUCUUUUUCAACUUAAACAUAAAGAAGCCGCAAAACGUUUAAGGAAGGUGGAUUUACGUAAAGGCAAACAUGACUUCGAUGUUGGAAAAUACUGUACAUCGAUAAACGAAAAUAUUGAAACAUCGGAAGAUAUUAUUUGUGUUCUUUAUACAAAUUGCCCCCUAGAUCUCAAAAAUAGUACGGAAAUAGAAACAAAUAUUAACAUUGAAAGGUGUCCAAGUGUGGAAUUCGAAGAUUUGCUAUCAAACAAGGAGCUGCAGAAAGUGCAAAGUGUUUUUCGAGUCACACAAAAUUCGGAAGACAAAAAUUGCAAAUUUUAUUUAUUUUCGGAACAAGGCAACCUCACGCAGACACAGCUAUACGUAGAAAAAAUGUUAAAGUAUUUAUUGCGAUACAACAUUUAUGACUCAUUUACUCACUUUAUAAGUCAAUGGUGGUCGAAAAAUUUUGUUCUAAGCAAGGAUGACGUCAUCGCAAAACUCAUCGAAUUGGCUUUGUCACCACACACGAAAACUUUAACUAGCAACAAACAAAAUGACAAAACACAAUACCUUAAGGCGGCAAUAAUGAAUUUCCAAAUAACCAUAGUAAAAAAGCCUGAUGAAGAAAUUGUUGAAAACAUCUGGCCAAACCAAGGAAACACAACUGACGAAUGUGGCAAAAUCAAGCAAAAGUUUGCAAUAUGGACAAAUGAGGAGACAAAAAUUUCGUGGUAUUUGAACAAGGCCCCUUUGAUAGUGAGAGUAAAAGAUGGCAAUAGAUUUAUUAUUAAAACCAUGACAAAAUUAAUGAAAAAAGCCACUGAUAACAGGAAACUAAUUUUGAUAGGGAAUGUCGCUCGCAGCAAUUUUGAAGGCAUGGAAGUGUUCCAGAAUUUAUCUGAUCUGAUCACCAAAUCCAAAGACACGGAACACUGUCAAAAUAUUUUACGUACCUUCACGAUUUCUAUUCAAGGACGAGAACCCAUUUCUUUGGAACGUCUCGUUAACAUUGACAAUGAAAUUGCCAGACACAUUGGACUUGAAGAACUCUUUGUAAUGUCUCAAGCAAAGUAUGUAAGCGAAAAUAAAAAAGACUUGCCUGAGUUCCACAUACCCAGAAACGUAUCGAGUAUUUUUGUGAAAAGGGCGAAAAUUACAAGCAUUUACGAGUUGCUGAAAGACCAGACCAUGAUUAUUAUCAAUUGUGAUUCUACGUUUAAAGAUAAGUUAACAUUUAGAAAUUUCCAUAUUCUCGAGUUGUCUGACUAUUUAAACAAAGGAAAUAAUAAACACGAAAAUGUUGUAAUAGUUUCAAUAAAAAGUAGAUGCACACCAAAAGAAUUCAAGCGCAUUUGUGAAAAAUCUGGAAAGAGAAAUGUGUACUUGCUUCAAACAUUUGAUGAUGAUUGUUGUGUUUUACUUUCGAAAAAAGGAAAGAAAAUUCCUGGUGUCUGUUUAGAUGAGUCGAAAAAAAUCAAAGAAGAAGACGUAUUGAAUCAUUUCGAUGGUCCCCUGAACACUGUUUGUGCCCCACCCGGAAUGGGUAAAUCUACAUUAAUGAAAGUCCUCUACAACAAUUGUCCUUCAGAUUAUUGGGGAGUUUACGUUGAACUGAUUCAUUGUAAUCCUUUCUUUGGCAAGCAACGAAGUUCCGAAGAAAUAGAGAAGUACUUUUUAGGUGCGGAAAAACCAAAUGAAAAAAGGAUUGAAAAACUAAUUAGAAAUAGUUUGCACAGAAACAAAAAGACUUAUUUAUAUCUUGAUGGCUUAGAUGAAGUUGAUAGUACUUAUGUAGAUCUUGUUUUAGAUUUCGCGGAAAAAGUAUCAUCAGAGGGUAUGAAGGUGUGGAUUUCAUGCAGAGAGAAUUUACGCGACAAAAUAGACGAAAAGUUGAAUGUAGUAUCCAUAGAAAUCCUGCAGCUAGAUCAACAACAGCAGAAACAAUACGUACAUAAAAAACUGAAAAGCAAAUAUCGAAAAGAAGAGAUAGAAAAAAUCUUACAAAAGAUAUUCGAUAGCACAGAUCUGAACAACAGUCAAGAUUUGCUCGGAAUUCCGCUACAGUUAUAUAUAAUCACAGAAAUGUUUUUACACAAUAACGAAGCUUUUAAAAACCUUGACGAAGAAAAUAUUUUCGUUCUCACAUACAUGUAUAAAGUAUUUUUUGAGGGAAAAAUAGCAACCACUAUUGAAAAACUCGUCGACAAAGAACAAAAGAAUCAACUCGGAUUUAUUAAAGCACUAUUAAAACCGUACGAAGUUGUGGCUUUGAAAGUAUGUUUAGAUAACAAAGACUUUGAGGUACUAGAUGUCAAUUUACAAGAAACGAAGGAGUUUAUUGAAGAAAUCAAACUUAAUGGGGACAAAAGCGGAAUAAUAAAGAAAAUAGGUGAUAACGAUGAAGUAAUAUUUAUCCAUCAGACGUAUGCAGAAUACUUUGCAGCCAUAUGGUUAAAAACAAACAAAAAGAAAGCUUCUUUGUUGAAACAAGUCGUACUUUCGGAAAGGUACGACAAUUUACGACUCAUGUUUGAUGUGAUGUUGGCCGACAACAAACCUUUACAUUUGUCUAUUAUAUACAAAAAUAUGAACAAAUUUGAACAACAUGUAGAAGAGUCAGACGCCAAGGAUGCAGGUGGUCGAACUCCAUUGCAACUUUUAUGUACAUAUGGAAUGAGGUACCCGGUCAAAACCAUCCGUAAGAAUUCACGGGAACCCAUUUGGUACAUGACAAUGAUGGAAGCACUGACCCAGGAAGGUGUUAAUAUUGACGGUCAAGACGACUUGUUCAAGUUCAGUUGUGUAGAUUACGCCCUUGAAGCAAAAUGUCUGUACCCAAUCGAAAUAUUUUUGAAACGAGAAUUAUCAACUUUCGCAAACAUGAAAGAAAAAAUUUUUCAUUACUACAAAGAAGAGCCUUUAAUAUUUUACGCAGCACAACUGGGAUACUCGAAUUUAUUUUCAGCAAUUAUUGCAGAAAGUCCAGAACUUGUCAACGUGAAAAUAUGUAAUGAAUAUUUGUUGCAAACGGCGGUCACUGGGACUCCAGACGAUAACGUGGUACCACCCAGAGAUGGUAAUAUCGCUGUGGUAAAUGCAAUAUUUGAAUAUAAAUUCGACAUGAACAAAAAUAUAAGUGAUAUUGUAAUUUUGGAUGUGGCUUGUAAAAGCGGCAAGUACGACAUGUUGAAAAUACUGUUAGGCAACGGUGCUAAGUGUUUCGAAGGCAACACAAUAUGGCAUGCACUCGCACAAUCACGACCGAAAAGCUGCGAAGAACUGAAAUUAUUAGAAAAUAUUGCGCCUGAUGUUGAUGUAAAUGCGAAGAAUGAUAAAGGGAUAACUGCGUUACAUCUUGGAAGCGUAACCGGUAACUACGAAAUCGUAAAGUUUCUAUUAGCCAAUGGAGCCAAACCGAAUAUAGUAGACGCCGACGGCAACAACCCAUUACACUACGUUUCGUGGAAUAGAGACUCAUGGGACAGUAAUCAAGACAAAAUAAAAUUACUUAUCAAUAAAGGAAUCAACCUGAACGCUCCAACCAAAAAUGGGUCCACGGCUCUACAAUUUGCAUGUGAAUAUGGUGACUACGAAAUUACUAAAAUGCUAUUAGAAAAUCAUGCGUCGACAAAUAUCCUAGACAAAGACAACAACAACGCGUUGCAUUAUGCGGCAAGAUCAUGGGAAUGCAAUAGAGAAAUAAUAAAGUUAUUAAUUGAAGAAGGUAUCGACGUUCGUACUCCAAAUAAUGAAAGGACGACGGCAUUUGAGCUCGCAUGCGAACACGACGAUUCUGAAAUUAGGGAAAUGCUAGUGAAAUGUUUAAGAAAAUGAAAAUAUUGUUUGCACUAUAAUUAUUGUAGAGUAGUCAGGAACUAAGACGUACUUUAAUUAUUAUGAAUGACAAGAUAUGUUUGGAACGGUUGAGAAAAUAUUCUGCAUAAGUAAAUGGAGCUGUUACAACUAGUGGCUACUAGAACCCAUACAAGAAAUUAAUUAUCAUCAAAAUGGGGGUUUUUCACUUUAUAAUACAAGACAGUUUUUAAAUUCGAAAACUUCCAAUAAUACCGACGUCACUUGUUCUCCUAACACUAAAUACGUGAAUCACUAGUCGUUCAGCGUCGGAUAAGCAGUUUGACAUGGACCGGCAUUCCACAAGGAUCUGAAUGCUGUGCGUAGAUGUAGCAGAUCCACUUUUUUUUGUUGUACAAUUUUAUAUUUGUAAUUUUGUCUUUGAAAAGAUAAGAAGGUUUUGCAGCUGGGUAAAUAAGCUUCACGGAAACUUAUUUCACAGCUUUUUCCCUUCUCCAGAGAGGAACCACAUUUUUCGGCCGUCCUUUGACAAAAUUUAAUAAAAGAUAUUUCCUCCUGCA
Zophobas morio is the source of this 4786-nucleotide messenger RNA. RefSeq lists its product as uncharacterized. The coding region runs from base 123 to 4247 and encodes 1374 amino acids. The transcript has 4 exons. The record is from RefSeq and is a predicted model, not a curated record. Lineage: Eukaryota; Metazoa; Arthropoda; Insecta; Coleoptera; Tenebrionidae. Gene Ontology annotation, molecular function: protein binding.